AUGUCUGAUAAUACCGAGCCAGCAAUUUCACAAGAACUGAGAGCUUGGCUGGUCUCUACUAUUGCCGAAUCUAUUCCCAAGGCGUUAGCAGCCUUCCAGGAUAGGACUUCUACCGAAGUCAACCCUACCACACGCUUGCCUUCUGAUUCCGAGGACUCCCAGCCCUCAGAUCAAGAAACCACACGCAAGCGCCCCUGGAAAGGGGAUAGUAGGUCUGCUGGCAAGGGCAAGGCUCCUGCCAUGUCUGCCCCUCAAUCCGCCCACGUAACCUCCGAUCCCCUAGAGGGCUCUGCAUUCCACACGGACGAUAGGGUUGAGGACUAUUACCUUGGCUUUUCUGAUAAGGACCCCUCAGCGAAUGCGCUAGGGGAUACCCCAUCGGAAUUUGUCAAGGAGACUUUCCUUUAA
Molecule: messenger RNA, 408 nt
Organism: Pelobates cultripes (western spadefoot toad)
Lineage: Eukaryota; Metazoa; Chordata; Amphibia; Anura; Pelobatidae
Source: the annotation of a GenBank genome assembly